Messenger RNA from Protopterus annectens (West African lungfish), 661 nucleotides. Its product is annotated as gamma-crystallin M2-like. The record is from RefSeq and is a predicted model, not a curated record. Gene Ontology annotation, biological process: lens development in camera-type eye; visual perception. Bases 1 to 633 code for a protein of 210 amino acids. Lineage: Eukaryota; Metazoa; Chordata; Ceratodontiformes; Protopteridae. Gene Ontology annotation, molecular function: structural constituent of eye lens. The transcript is spliced from 3 exons.
AUGAAUGAGCACCAGAGCAUGAAUAUUGAAGUGAAAGGAACUCAACAACAGACUAAGAGUGGGCAAAUGGAUAACAGGAGAUACAUUGGUGUUGCAUUGGUUUUGUACAAACAGAUAAUUUUUUAUGAAGACAAGAACUUCCAGGGCCGCUUCCAUGAGUGUAGCAGUGACUCUGUGGAUUUGACCAACUUCUUCAGUCGCUGCAAUUCAGUUCGUGUGGAGAAUGGUGCCUGGGUCAUCUAUGAACGCCCCAGUUACACAGGUUACCAGUAUUAUAUACCCAGGGGAGAGUACCCUGACUAUCAUCACUGGAUGGGAUUCAAUGAUUCCAUCAAAUCUUGCCGAUUCAUUCCAACUGUAAGUCAAAGUGCCUACAAAAUCAAAAUUUAUGAGAGGGACAAUUUUGGAGGCCAGAUGAUGGAAUACACAGAUGACUGCCCAUCAGUCUAUGAUCACUUCCACCAUCGAGAUAUCUACUCUUGCAAUGUGAUUGAUGGAUACUGGAUGUUCUAUGAGUUUCCAAACUUUAAGGGAAGGCAGUAUUUCCUGAGGCCUGGGGAAUACAGGAAGUUUAGCGAUUGGGGUGCUACCUGUGGCACAGUUGGUUCUUGCAAACGUAUUGUUCAUUUUUAAUCCAUGAAAACAUCUGUGGCAAUGUUAU